Molecule: messenger RNA, 1203 nt
Organism: Quercus lobata
Lineage: Eukaryota; Viridiplantae; Streptophyta; Magnoliopsida; Fagales; Fagaceae
Exons: 3
Coding region: 239-1150 (303 amino acids)
Source: RefSeq, a predicted model, not a curated record
UUGCCAGUUUUGAGGCUCCGGUCUUGCUAACUUCUUUGUUUCUUUGUUUGGUGUAGCUAAGAGACGGCCUGGAUUGAAGAGUAGGUACAAGGAACGCAUAGAGACUGCGAUCGGGUACGCUGAGACGAUUGAAAGCUGGGACGAGCUGGUUGACCCCCGGUCUCUUGCAUUUUACAAUCUCGGUCCUGACCCUUCUCCUUUCGUUCUUCAUCAGCUUGGUAUUGAAGGCAAAAAGAAGAUGACGACCAAGUUCAACAAGGACAUGUACGCGAAGAUGAGGUCGAAGAAGGACGAGCCCCUGUCCAAUCUAGGGAAGAAGAUCGUGCGCGUGACCGGGCAGGGCUCUACUCCUACUCCCCUUAGUACCAUUCCUCCCAUAGCCCUCGAGACGACGAGAACUUCCUCUCCAACUGCGUCCAUAGAGGAGAUCGUCACUCCAGGCUCAAAAAGGCAGCGCGUGGCUGGUAAAGGGAAGGAGAAGAAGAAGGCUGAUGUUUCCUCGUCAACAAUAUGGGAUGAUGAGAGGUUGGCUUUAGACAGGGCUCAUGAGGUUGUCACUCCAGCGGACCUAAGGGCUCUCUCAGACAUGUCUUUGAACGACGUUGCCUCCCGCCAUGUUCAUAAGCUCGUCCAGGUGUUGGGAGAGAGCCUCCACAUUACUGCUGAGUAUAUCACUCAAGAGGCCAAGGUGGCGUCUCUGACGACCCGAAUGGAGGCCCUGGAGAAAGAGAACUCCGACCUGAAGAAGAACCUGAUUACCUCCAUGGACGAGGUGACCUCUUUGAAGCAGAAGGUCAAGGUGCUAGAUGACGACCUCAGGGUUGAACGCCAGUUGACCCAAGAAAAGGAUGAGCAGCUUCUUUCAGCCAAGGAGAAGCUUGCAACUGUUGCCGCCAGGUCGGUGGAGGCUUUCCAGACUACUGACGAGUACAAUACUGUACUCUUCAGUUGGUAUUUCAAAGGUUUCGAGCUGCUCAGGAGGUACCUCGUCAAGCACCCUUCUGGGGUCAACAUGGAGAGUUUGGAUUUGGAGGAGGUAGAUAAGGAGAUGGCUUUGGACGAGGCUGCUCAGUCCUCUGCCCCAGAUGGUGAUGCUCCAGGUCCUGCCACCGAUGCCCCUGCCGCCAUGGACGCUUCUGCUGAUGCCUGACCCUGUUACUUAGAGAAAAAUUUUUGUUGUAUUUGGUAGAUGCCCUUCUUGUU